AUGAAUUAAGUACCAAAUCUGAAGAUAAUCUGUAUUAUAACUUUUGGGAAGAUGAAUUUAGUUUAGCUAUAUAUCUUGCUAAAUCUAUAGAAGGGUUAAAUCAAAAUGAUCAGGAAAUAUAUUAUAAUAUCAAGUUAAAAGUCACUACUAAGCAAAGACAAGAAGCUUGCAAAUUAUUAGUUAAAAACUAUGAUAUUUUCACUACAGAUAUAUUUGAAGAAGGCUAG
Messenger RNA from Racocetra persica, 227 nucleotides. The record is from the annotation of a GenBank genome assembly. NCBI's taxonomy places the organism in Eukaryota, Fungi, Glomeromycota, Glomeromycetes, Diversisporales, Gigasporaceae.